GAAGAUAAAGAGAGAUAGAAGUGUAGAGAAAAAAUGGAGAAGUGGGUGGUGAUUGUGAUGGUGUUAGUGUCAUGGAAAAUAAGGGAAAGUUUUUGUGCUAAUUCUGAGGUAACAUACGAUGGAAGAUCUCUCAUCAUUGAUGGACAGAGGAAAAUUCUCUUCGCUGGUUCCAUUCAUUAUCCUCGCAGCACUCCUCAGAUGUGGCCAAAUUUGAUAGCGAAAGCAAAGGAAGGAGGAGUGGAUGUUAUUCAAACCUAUGUGUUUUGGAAUCUUCACGAGCCCCAACCAGGAAAGUAUGAUUUCAGUGGGAGAAAUGACCUUGUGGGAUUCAUAAAGGAAGUUAAAGCUCAAGGAAUGUAUGUUUGCCUGAGGAUUGGACCUUUCAUUGAGAGUGAAUGGACAUAUGGGGGUUUUCCUUUCUGGUUACAUGAUAUCCCUGGCAUUGUCUACCGAACGGAUAAUGAGCCAUUUAAGUUUUACAUGCAAAAUUUUACUACAAAAAUUGUGAACAUGAUGAAGGCAGAAGGUCUAUAUGCUUCCGAAGGAGGACCAAUUAUAUUGUCACAGAUUGAAAAUGAAUACCAAAACAUUGAAAGGGCAUUUGGCGAAGCAGGAUCGCCGUAUGUUCAAUGGGCUGCAAAAAUGGCUGUGGGACUUAACACUGGCGUUCCAUGGAUUAUGUGCAAACAAACUGAUGCUCCUGAUCCUGUGAUAAACACAUGCAACGGCAUGAAAUGUGGAGAAACUUUCACUGGACCAAAUUCCCCCAAUAAACCUGCUUUGUGGACUGAGAAUUGGACAUCUUUCUAUCAAGUAUAUGGUGGACAGCCAUACCUAAGGUCUGCUGAAGAUCUGGCAUUUCAUGUCACCCUUUUUAUUGCAAGAAAUGGAAGCUAUGUCAACUAUUAUAUGUACCAUGGAGGAACCAACUUUGGGAGAACAAGUUCUGCUUAUGUUAUAACAGCCUAUUAUGAUCAAGCUCCACUUGAUGAAUAUGGUUUACUCAGGCAACCCAAGUGGGGACAUCUCAAGCAGUUACAUACUGCAAUAAAGUCUUGCUCUACCACUUUACUACAAGGAGUGCAGAGGAACUUCUCUUUAGGUCAACUGCAGGAAGGAUAUGUCUUUGAAGAAGAAAAAGGAGAAUGUGUUGCAUUCCUUAUAAACAAUGAUAGAGAAAAGAAGGUCACUGUGCAAUUCCGUAAUAGAUCAUACGAAUUGCUCCCCAAGUCAAUUAGCAUCUUACCAGAUUGUCAAAAUGUGACAUUCAACACUGCAAAUGUAAAUACCACAAGCAACAAAAGGAUCAUAAGUCCUAAACAAAACUUCAGUUCAGUGGAUGUUUGGAAGCAAUUCCAAGAUGUCAUUCCAAGCUUUGAAGACAUCUCACUAAAAUCAAAUUCAUUUCUUGAGCAAAUGAAUACAACCAAAGACGAAACGGAUUACCUUUGGUAUAUUCAUAGGUUUGAAAACAAUUUAUCUUGCAGCAAACCAACACUCAAUGUUCAGUCCGCUGCUCAUGUUGCCCAUGCAUUUGUGAACAACACGUACAUAGGUGGGGCACAUGGAAAUCAUGAUGUUAAAAAUUUCACCUUAGAGCUCCCAGUUACAUUACAUGAAGGGACAAACAACCUUUCUAUACUUAGUGUUAUGGUUGGACUUCCGGAUUCAGGGGCAUUUCUUGAAAGAAGGUUUGCUGGUUUAAUAAGUGUGCAACUUCAUUGCAGCGAAAAAGAGUCUCUUAAUUUGACAAAUUCCUUGUGGGGUUAUAAGGUUGGAUUACUGGGGGAGCAAUUACAAGCAUAUAAAGGACAAAAUAGCAGUGGUAUUGAAUGGAGUCAACUGGGGAAUAUUGAGGAACAAACGCUCAUUUGGUACAAGACUGCAUUUGACACACCAGAGGGAGAUGACCCUGUUGUCUUGGAUCUUGGUUCAAUGGGAAAAGGUGAGGCUUGGGUGAAUGGACAAAGCAUUGGUCGUUAUUGGAUCUUGUUUCACGAUUCCAAAGGCAACCCUUCACAAUCACUGUAUCAUGUGCCUCGGUCUUUCCUCAAAGACUCUGGAAACGUUUUGGUUUUGGUGGAGGAAGGUGGUGGGAACCCUCUUGGCAUCUCCUUGGACACUGUUUCAGUCACAGAUUUAAACCAAAACUUUUCUAAAUUAUCAUUUCCCUCUUCUUCUUAGCUUAAUAUUUAAUAGAACGAACAAAGAAAAAAAUUUAAAGCAUGCAUACUGAAUCUGUUUCCUUUCUGGGCUUGGAGGUGUAACAUUUGUAACUUGGCUUGUACUCUCAUGACAAUAAUAUAUUACAUAUUCUUGAAACCUCUGCA
Molecule: messenger RNA, 2330 nt
Organism: Vigna radiata var. radiata (mung bean)
Lineage: Eukaryota; Viridiplantae; Streptophyta; Magnoliopsida; Fabales; Fabaceae
Product: beta-galactosidase 6
Exons: 18
Coding region: 34-2184 (716 amino acids)
Biological process (GO): carbohydrate metabolic process
Cellular component (GO): vacuole; cell wall
Molecular function (GO): beta-galactosidase activity
Source: RefSeq, a predicted model, not a curated record